Exophiala spinifera is the source of this 2424-nucleotide messenger RNA. RefSeq lists its product as uncharacterized. The transcript has 4 exons. Bases 1 to 2424 code for a protein of 807 amino acids. NCBI's taxonomy places the organism in Eukaryota, Fungi, Ascomycota, Eurotiomycetes, Chaetothyriales, Herpotrichiellaceae. The record is from RefSeq and is a predicted model, not a curated record.
AUGACGUUCCAGUUCUCUAGGCUCGUCCCUCCCGCUGCGGGUUCAACUAACCAACGCCAACGCCAGCGCCUGCGCCGCCGCCAGUCGCAGCAGGUCCGGGCUUCGUCUCCAGCACUGGCAUCUUCCUCCGCAUCAACACCGACAUCUCCACGAACCCGCAAUACCAACAAUAAUACAAACUUAUCCUCGACGCCAGUUUCCGCAUCUACGACUCAUGACCUCUCCAUGUCGAGUUCAGAGCCUGUGGACGGGCCUAGCACAAAUGCCACCAUUAUAAGUCUCACCAAAAAGUUCAGAACUCUUGGACGGCUCAGCCCAUGGGUGAAGUCUGGGGAGCUACGAACGCCCCCUGAAGAGUCCUACAUCUGCGACACCUGCCUGCGCCUCGAUCUCCGAGUCGAAUCGUUCUGUGUACAGCCCGGGGACAAUGAGUAUGAGAGACAGCACAAAUUCAGAUACCUAGGGAGACUCUCGCAGAUACGAAGGAAAACACACUGCCCCUUUUGUCGACUUAUACUCGCCAUAGCAGAUCGACCAUUUGACCAGAGAACUCCAUCACUCCAUGCGGAUGACGACCCAGUAUGUUAUGCAAGAUGGGUGGUAGACGGGCAGGAAGACGUAGGGCCGGACCCUGCCAGACCUGGAGAACAUAUAUUCAGACCAAAGACACGUCGUUUGCUGAUCUACAGCGAGCCCCAGGCCUUCAAGGACGGCUACAUUGUGCUAUUGGCCGAUGAUGCACCUAGCCGGGAGUUCUUUGGGCGUCGAAUAACAUCCCCCGACCUCCUCGAUGCUGAGGUCCUUCGAAGAUGGAUCCAUGUCUGCGAGUCGACCCAUGGAGAGGAGUGCGAAGAAUCGUUGGUGCAUCCAGAUCUACUGGGGAAGCCCAAGAAUGUCUUUCGGGCCAUUGAUGUGAAUAAUAUGUGCAUCGUGUCGGUACCUCAGUCCUCAAGAUACGUUGCCCUGAGUUAUCUGUGGGGCAAGAAUUUCAUUCAGCUUUUCACCACAUCCAAAAAUCUACCAAAGUUAUCCCAACCCGGAGCAUUGGAAAAGGAGAAACUCCCUCGAACCAUCAAGGACGCCAUCAGACUCACCAAGAUGCUCGGAGAGAGAUAUUUGUGGACCGACAGUCUAGCACUACUACAUGAUGAUGGGUUCCAGUACCAUGAUGACUGGGUCUACGCAAGAGCUACGGUGACGGUCGUUGCUGGCUCAGGAAAGGAUGCCAAUGCAGGCUUACCAGGCGUGAGAAAGGAGUCUCGAACUUUCCACCAGGAUAUCGAGGAAGUCAAACCGGGGCUGCGCCUGAUGGUAUCGCAUCUGGCAGAGGAUUACAUCUCCACUUCACAGUGGGACUCCCGGGCGUGGACGUUCCAAGAGAGAAUGUUGUCGCGACGGUGUCUGUUGUUCGUAAACGGACGAAUAUACUACCAGUGUCGACGGACGACUUUUUGCGAGGACAUAGAAAUGCCCAAAGGUAAUGGUUGGUCAUUGGACUCGAUUGAUAUGCCCACCAGGAUAUUCCGAGAAAGGCCUUUUGUACAAUACACAUCGGCAGUCGAGCUGUAUACACGUCGGGAACUCACAAACCCAGCCGACAUCCUGCAUGCCUUUGAAGGGGUUCAACUGGUGCUGGAAAAACGAAUCGGCGCCAAUAUAUACUACGGUCUUUUGGAGACCAUGAUGGAUUCAUCAUUGACGUGGGAGUCCAACAAGAGACUGCUGCGACGUCCAGGGUUUCCCAGUUGGUCCUGGGCAGGAUGGGUCGGGGAAAUACAGUGGAAGUAUACCGAACCUGCACGGUCAUGGAUCGAAUGGCAUGCCGAUCAAGCCGAUGGCAUCCACACAUUUCCCAGACAAACAUUGGAACGAAUACCUCCACCGAUCGAAAGAGCUGGGGAUGAUCAGCCCAUGUCGAGUCACAAUCUGAGCAAAACAAUCCCGCUGUUACAUUUCCGGACCGUUACAGCCCAUUUCGCCCUUACCUCUCCCGCGCUCAUCCAUAAAUCGGUCAUCUCCCCUCUGAGAAAGCGGCUUACUGGACCCAGCGCCCUCUCGACUGUCAGACCAGCCCCGGCCGACCCAGGUCUCAUCCGAGUUGGAAUAGCAGACAAGAACGGGCUCUGGUGUGGGACAAUCGAUCUCGAUCUGACCUGGAUGAAUCGCGCGGGCCGAAGUUUUGAAUUUUUGAUCAUGUCCAAAGUUAGCCGGUUUACCGAUGACGAACUUAACAUUUGGGAAGGCACUUUGCCUGAUGAUGUCGAGGACAUUUUAACAGGGCGAAAUUAUGGCGUUUACAAUGUCAUGUUGGUGUCGAAACGAGCUGGCAUCUACUAUCGGGAAGGGUUGGGAAGGAUAUUGGCCGAGAGUCUGACGAGGGUUCUGGAGCCUGGGCCAGAAUGGAAGGAUAUAGUACUUGGAUGA